Aspergillus brunneoviolaceus CBS 621.78 is the source of this 2592-nucleotide messenger RNA. RefSeq names its product serine/threonine-protein kinase. Lineage: Eukaryota; Fungi; Ascomycota; Eurotiomycetes; Eurotiales; Aspergillaceae. Gene Ontology annotation, molecular function: protein serine/threonine kinase activity; ATP binding. The record is from RefSeq and is a predicted model, not a curated record. Bases 1 to 2592 code for a protein of 863 amino acids. The transcript is spliced from 3 exons. Gene Ontology annotation, biological process: intracellular signal transduction; peptidyl-serine phosphorylation.
AUGGCAGUCCUCGAUGGAUCUCCGGAUGCGUCUGAAGGAUCCAGCCCGACUGGUAACAUUGGUUCCAGUUCCAAUCACAUCAAAGAGUCCGUCGAAAAUGUCCAAGCCCACCCAGAGGUGGCCUCAAAACCCUCAGAAGCACCCCUGCAAGCCCCUCUACCAAUCGUGCGACCAAGCCACAAACGGUUAUCCGAAGUUUUGAAGCGAAGUCAGUCGACACCGGCAGCUCUCACACAUAUUGUGUCAACCAAGCUAUCAACCACGUUUGGAUAUCCUACGGUCAUCCGUCGCUCACAUCUUCGCUCGCGGCCUAGUUUUCGGCUUCCUCAGUUUCCAGGGCCGUCACUUGUCCCUGCAUUGGGCAAGCAAGGCGACAGUGCUCAGGAUAGCUCCGAUCCCCAAACCUCGCCGGAAGACAGUGUGUCUCCGACUUGUACACGUUCCACUCCUCAGACAACUCCUCCCACGACGCCUCCCACAUCAGGAGAGCCGUCAGGAGGCUCGAAGCAAGGCAUUGUAGAUGCCGAGCAGGCGAAACAAACAAGGUCACCGUCUAGCAGCGACGAGGGUACACAUACCCAAGUGAUCGAAGGCUCACUCAGUCGGCCGCCCUCGAUAAUUACAGUGGAGGCUGCUGCCAAUGCAAAAGUCUUCUUCGAAACAUAUUUCAACUCGGUAUUUUGUGGGACGGAUCUUCGCUCGCAGCGCCAGCAUGAGCUUGAGCAGUAUAUCUAUGGCCUUCCUCUGGCUCCCGAAGAAAGGGCGAGAAUAUGGGAAAACUGGAUCAUCCAGGAACGGCAGUAUCUGCGCCAAUGUCGUGUUCUCAAAAGUCACUCUCGUUGUGGCCGACAGGACGAGACGGUAUCUCUCGCUGGAUUUGAAGCAAUCAAGGUUCUAGGAAGGGGGAGUUUUGGAAUUGUGAGGCUGGUCAGAGAACAGAAAAUGGCAGAAAGUGACGGUACCAAUGCACAUGGGGAGAAGCAUUCAUUCUGCAGAGGAGAGCUGGCAAAGCUCAAAACCCGGUCUAUCUCUGUCAUAGAUGGGACCACAAGCACACGUCGGAGGAUGAUGGUAGGGGUCAAGAAGGAUGUAUUUGCAAUGAAAGUGAUCCGGAAAUCUGCAAUGAUACGCAACAGCCAAGAAGGUCACCUCCGAGCCGAACGAGACUUUCUUGUUGCAUCGGCCAAAUCUCGAUGGAUUGUGCCAUUGAUUGCAAGCUUCCAGGAUCGUGAUCAUUUGUAUCUUAUCAUGGACUACAUGGUCGGUGGUGAUUUCCUGGGAUUACUAAUGCGCCAGUGCAUCUUGCCCGAAGAAAUCACCCGAUGGUAUGUUGCAGAGAUGAUCCUGUGUAUCGAAGAAGCCCAUCGGCUAUGUUGGAUUCAUCGCGAUGUCAAGCCCGACAAUUUCCUCAUAUCUGCGUCCGGUCAUUUGAAAAUAUCCGACUUUGGCCUAGCCUUUGACGGACAUUGGGCUCAUGAUCAAGUAUAUUACAAUGAGCAGCGAUACUCCCUGCUCAGGAAACUCGGGAUCCAAGUGGCCGGGGAUUCUCAGGACAGAAAAGAAGCUCGCAAGCCGGCAAAGGCAUCAUUCCAUGAUUUCGGUCCUGGAACUGAGACUGACUGUACACCACCUACGAUGGGCCUGCUUGGAUGGCGUGACCGCACUCAGAAGCGGCGUUUGGCCGCAAGCGUCGUGGGAACUAACCAAUACAUGGCACCAGAGGUUGUUCGGGGUGAGCUAUAUGACGGCCGAUGUGACUGGUGGAGUAUCGGUAUCAUACUAUACGAGUGUCUCUACGGCUUCACGCCCUUUGCUUCGCACGAUCGUCAGAAGACCAAGAUGAAGAUCCAUCAUCAUCAUGAGACACUCUGCUUUCCCGCCAGUAGAGCGUCGGACAAGCGGGUUUCGCCUGAUGCAAUUGACCUUAUCAAUUAUCUGCUUCAAGAAAAGGAGCAUCGGCUGUCGUCAAGCAAGUACAAGAUUAAUGACUCUCUGAGCUCCCGAUUACCAUCCCGACAUUUCUUCUAUAAUAUGGAUCCUCGCAGUCGAAACUACAAGGGUUUUUACGUCUUCCCAAACGACGCAGCAGAUAUCAAGAUUCAUCCUUUCUUCCGCAACACCAAGUGGGAUGAGAUCCAUCAGUCGGUUCCUCCAUUCAUCCCCAAAGUGAAAGGCUGGGAGGACACCAGGUACUUUGACGAUACAGGAUACGAGGGUGACCACGAUAAUACCUCCAUCAUGUCGGAUCCUGACCACCCCGAAGAUGACAGUGAGAUCGAAGAGCUGGUUCCAGCUAAAGCCGAAACUCCUCUGCCCCAGGAUGCGAAUCGACAUCCCGCACCUGGUCCAGGUCCAGGGCCAGGAGGUAAAGCCUCUCCGCACAAGGAACGCAAGAGGAAGGAGCGAAAACGCCCGCGGGACAAGCUUCUGCGUGACCGGCAAAUGCGGAGAACAGUGCUCGAGAUGCGCAAGAAAGGGGCAUUCUUGGGUUACACCUAUCGACGUCCCAAGUCCGUGGCCGUAGCCUUAACUCCUGAUCGGGGUCGUUACCGUCUAGGGCGAGGCCAGCUGUCGGAACUAUAUGGCUCGUAG